UGCCUCCCUCUCUCGAAGCCCAAACCCUACCGCCGUCACCUGUUCGCCCCCCUGUGUCGCCCCCUUGCUCCUCGAUCCUCACCGGGCCCGUCCUCCUCCUACCGCACCGGAUUUUCGUCUCCCGUGUCUUCCAUGUCUUCGUCCUCCUACGAGAAGGAACUCGCCGCCGCCAAGAAGGCGGCGUCCCUCGCCGCCCGCCUCUGCCAGACAGUACAAAAGGCACUCUUGAAAUCAGAUAUUCAAUCAAAAGCAGAUAAAAGUCCUGUUACAGUCGCAGAUUAUGGCUCACAAGCAAUUGUCAGUCUUGUUUUGAAGAUGGAACUUCCCUCUGAAAAGUUUUCUUUGGUGGCGGAAGAGGAUUCAGCAGAUCUACAAAAGGAUGAAUCUCAAGAAACACUGAAACGUAUUACAGAUCUUGUAAAUGAUACUUUCUCUUCUGAAGGUACAUACAGUAUAUCUGUGUCUGAGGAAGAUGUGCUUGCUGCAAUUGACAGUGGCAAAUCUGAUGGAGGCCCUCAUGGCCGACACUGGGUUUUGGAUCCUAUAGAUGGUACUAAAGGGUUCGUACGGGGAGACCAAUAUGCAAUUGCUUUAGCAUUGCUUGAUGAAGGAAGAGUCGUGUUAGGUGUUUUGGCAUGUCCAAAUCUUCCUUUUACAUCUAUUGCUAAUCUUGAUGGACACUCUUCGGAAAAUCAAAUUGGCUGCCUUUUCUCUGCUCAAACCGGUUGUGGUGCCUAUAUGCAGUUGCUACAUGAACCUUCGGCAGCAAAGAUAUCUGUCUGCACUACCGAAAAUCCUGCUGAUGCAUCAUUCUUCGAGUCGUAUGAAGCAGCUCAUUCCCUGCAUGACUUGUCGAGUGCAAUAGCAAAGAAACUCGGUGUCCAAGCACCACCAGUUAGAAUAGACAGUCAGGCCAAAUAUGGUGCUUUGGCGAGAGGAGAUGGUGCAAUAUACCUACGCUUCCCACAUAAAGGAUAUCGCGAGAAGAUAUGGGACCAUGCCGCUGGUUCUAUUGUUGUCACAGAAGCUGGUGGUAUCGCGACAGAUGCUGCUGGAAACAAUUUGGAUUUCUCAAAGGGGAGGUACCUCGAUCUUGAUACGGGCAUUAUUGUCACAAACAAGAAGCUGAUGCCAUCACUGUUGAGUGCAGUACAAGAGGCCAUAAGAGAACAAACCCAAUCUGCCUCCCAUAUGUAGUCCACUCUAAUGACUUUCCCAUCUUGCACAUCGAUGUUCCUAACCGGCCCUUUGAACCAUUUCCUGGCAUCAAGAACCCACCACAGCAUUACAAGAGUCAGAC
Molecule: messenger RNA, 1300 nt
Organism: Musa acuminata subsp. malaccensis (wild Malaysian banana)
Lineage: Eukaryota; Viridiplantae; Streptophyta; Magnoliopsida; Zingiberales; Musaceae
Product: 3'(2'),5'-bisphosphate nucleotidase
Biological process (GO): phosphatidylinositol phosphate biosynthetic process; sulfate assimilation
Molecular function (GO): 3'(2'),5'-bisphosphate nucleotidase activity
Source: RefSeq, a predicted model, not a curated record